CUCUUGUAUAUCUACCUUGCCUUAGCUUUGCCCUCUCCUGUUCCCCUGCCUUGCCUUGGCUCUCGCUCUGCUCUUCUGUCCCAUGACACAUUGAUACUGUACCACCAAGACCAUGGUCUCUCUGGCCUUGCUCGUGGCGUGCCUGUGGAUGGAAGCGGCGGCCGCCGAUGACAGCCCUUCGCACAUGCUGUGGUUCCCCACCCAGGCCAUUAACUACAAGUCAUCCCUCCCCCUCGGCAACGGGCGACUCGGGGUGACGAUUGGAGGAUAUCCUGAUGAGUGGAUCAUCAUGAAUGAGGACUCGGUCUGGAGCGGACGCAAACAGGACCGAAUCAACCGCAAUGCUCCCGGUGCACUGGCUCGGAUUCGCCAAAAGCUCGACGCCGGAAACAUUGAUGCGGCCGAAGCGGAUUUUGCGAGCAACCUGGCGGGCGACCCGAGUCGACCGCGUAAGUUUGAACCGGCCGGCAAUCUCAAUGUCGUCACGGGCCACGACGGUCUCUCCAACGUGAACCGAACAUUGGAUCUCCAGACGGGCUUCUACUCGCACUCAUAUACCUCGAAGGGGGUGCGCUACACUCGCGAGGCCGUGGCCAGUGCUCCGGCCAAUGUCUUUGCCAUGCAAUUCACGGCCGACAGCCCGGGCCAAAUUGCCUUUGCCCUUUACAUGAGUCGCGACAAGGGCGUCGACUCGGUCGUGACGAACUCAGAACAGACGCACUGCAUCACUAUGAACGCGUACGGUUCGGACGAUCCGGGCUACCAAUUCACGUCCCGGGCCUGUCUCACCACCCAAGGAGGAAAUGUCACGACCGACGCCAUCAAGGGCAAUGCUCUUCACGUCAGCGGUGCCGACUCGGUCGUUCUCUGGUGGGACGCCGAGACUGCCUUUUACAGUCCUCAGUGGGAACAGGUCUUGACAGAUCGUCUCACCGCCGCCAUGGAAUCGACCUUUGACAUCAUUGCCAAGGCCGCCGUCGCUGACCACCAGAAAUACUAUGACCGCGUCUCGUUCAACGUGGGAGCUACGGCGCCGGCCGCAAGAUAUAACACCAUGGACCGCAUCGGCAACAUCCAAAAGACUCGGGAUCUCAACUCGGACCCGGAAUUGCUGGCUCUGAUGUGGAACUAUGGCCGUUAUCUCCUCAUUUGCUCGUCGCGGCCCGGAUCGCUGCCACCCAACCUGCAAGGCGUCUGGAAUGACCACAUGGACCCGCCUUGGGGCUCGAUGUACACCGUCAACAUCAACCUGCAAAUGAACUACUGGGCCGCCAAUACGGCCGGGCUCGGCGAUCUCAUGCAGCCGCUCUGGGAUUUGCUCAAGACGGCCGCGACAUCUGGGGUGGACUGUGCCCAGCGCAUGUACAAUGCCACAGGCUGGGUCGUUCAUCACAACCUGGAUCACUGGGGCGAUUGCGCGCCCGCCGACGGCAGCGGCCCUUGGGCGCCUUGGACUCUGGCCGGGGCAUGGCUGCUCAGCCACGCGAGUGAGCACUAUCGCUUCACUCGCAAUGCCACCUUUGCCAAACUCGUCGCGUUGCCGUUGAUGUCGUCGGCCCUAGACUUUUACACCAGCUUUGCCGUCGUCAGCCAGGGACAAAUCAAGGUCUACCCCUCCACGUCCCCGGAGAAUCAAUAUGCCAUGGACGCGGGAGGAAACUUGGUGGGCAUGGACAUUACACCCACGUCGGACCGGGCGUUGCUGUGGGACUUGGCGACGAGUUUCAUCGAGCUGAGCGAAGCCGUCGGCACUACCGAGGGCGUGACGCGAGCCCAGGCCUUUUUGGCGCAGAUUCCACCUCCCGCCGUCAACCCGAGCAACGGGCGGCUCCUUGAGUGGUCCAAGGACUUCCCCGAGGCCGAGGCCGGUCACCGGCACUUUAGCCCCCUCUAUGGCAUGCACCCCGGCCAUGAAUAUAGCCCGCUCAAGAAUCCAAACUUGUUCAAAGCCGCACAGCUCUUGCACCAGCACCGGACCGAAUCAGGCUCAGGGUCGACGGGCUGGUCUCGUAUGUGGUCCGCUUGCCUCCACGCGCGAAGCUUCCUGGGCGAUGCCGUCGUGGAAGACUUUGUGGAAAUGAUUGCCACUUACACGCUCUCGAACCUCUGGGCCAUUACGUCGGAUGUGUUCCAGAUUGAUGCUAACUUCGGCCUGGUCGAAGCUGUGAAUGAAGUGUUUCUGCAAUCCCACCUGGACGGCCUUGUGCAUCUGGGGCCGGCCCUGCCUACCAAGGCCCUGGCCAGUGGCUCCUUCACCGGAUGGAGAGCCCGCGGAGGGUUUCAAGUCGACGCUACAUGGGAAAAUAGCCACAUCAAAACGGCGACUAUUGUGGCGUCUGUUGACGGUCCGCUUAGCAUCAGAGUAGAGAAUGGGCUUAAAUUUAACGUCAACGGCAACCCGUACGCUGCCCCAAUUCAGGCCAAGAAAGGUCAGAAGUAUACCAUUACCCCUUUAUAGCUAAAAAGAUAUCAGCCGUACUUGUAAUUCUCCUUGCCACCGCAGUAGUACUUAUAUAGCAGUCGUUCGACUUGUGAAUCAC
This is a messenger RNA of Colletotrichum navitas, 2540 nucleotides long. RefSeq names its product Six-hairpin glycosidase-like protein. The record is from RefSeq and is a predicted model, not a curated record. Gene Ontology annotation, molecular function: alpha-L-fucosidase activity. Bases 113 to 2458 code for a protein of 781 amino acids. The transcript is spliced from 2 exons. Gene Ontology annotation, biological process: carbohydrate metabolic process. Lineage: Eukaryota; Fungi; Ascomycota; Sordariomycetes; Glomerellales; Glomerellaceae.